AUGGAUGAUCUUGCGUCACAAGGCUUUGAGGUCGUUACAGAUGAAAAUGGAAAUGAGCUGGUGAAAUUGCUGUUCAUGGAUGAAAAUGAUGAGUCUUCGGGAUAUGCUCUGGUUUCUCCCGAAGACGCCAAGAGAAUAAUGAAUGGAGAGGCUACUCUUCAGAAUGUCAUUGACGAAGACGGGAAGCAAGUCCUUACCCUUGUUCCUGUUGAGCAGGAUCAGCUUCCACUACAGGCAGACGAGGCGGCUGGCCCGGUUGAAGACAGCAAACCUGAAUCCAUUCCCCCUCCAUCUGAAAGUGUUGCAAAAGUUUCUGAAGAUGUGGCUGUUGCGUCACCAUAUGAGAUGGAGUCUUCCAAUAGCAAGAAGGCUAAUGAUGAAGUUGCUGAUGUUAUAUCGAAGGAAGGCUCUAUCGCGUCUGACCCCGCGCCGACCAGCGAAGAUGUGGAGGUGGCGUCUGCCGACCCGACUGCUACUUCAGCUGCUGUAGAGAAUGCUGAGCAAUUUACAAUUACAGAACAGUCAGCCCUAUUAGACAAUCAACCCAUACAAAUGGUGUCUCUCAUGGAUUCCGCUGGAAAUGUCAUAGAUCAAAAGCAUGGUCAAACGGGCUCUCAAGUAGUGAUGGAACUUCAUGGACAAGCUUUUGCUUAUGAAAUUCGGGGCCCGACUGAAACUGGAGAACCAUUGACGUCUACGUUACUGCUUUCGGUUGAGAGUGUCGAGGAGCCGACUGCUUCUCAUCUUGUGAACGUUCCAGAGUCUAACGAAAAUUCCCAAGCUCAGUGGUUAGCAAGUGAGGGUAAACAAGUCGAGAGCGACAUUCCCCCUGGUCAGCAGUACACCCUUACGGAGGCAACAGCAAAUGUUGACGGAAAAAAUGUCCAGACUGUGGUUCUGGAAGACGAUAAAGGGAAUAUAAUGGAUCAGAAGCAGGGAAAUGUUGGGGAACACGUGAUUAUUGAGCUCAAUGGACAGUCCUUGGACUACGUGUUUCUGGGUCCAUCUGAAAAUGGGGAACCGGUGCAGACAGUUCUUGUUGUAACUCAGGAUGAUGGGAGUGGUGAUGAAAGUGAGGCUGGCUUAACUGCGGCUAAUUGGUGUCCUGUUGGUCUUUCUCAUGACCUCUAUACCACUAUUCGGCGUCACGCAGAGGCUAUCGUCCACGAACGACUCUCGAACCGUCCGGAACUCUCGUUCCCAAAUGUCGCCUCUGAGCCAUAUCAGCGGAAACUAGGUUCAUAUGCAGCUUAUCAGGAAAUGGUUGAGCUUGCGAAGACGUAUGCUGUCGGAGCAAAUCAAGGGGAAACACUUGAGCGUUAUGAAGCGCUUCGAGGUCACGCUAAGAUUUACCGUUCUGGUCCACAGGCCCGUCCACUAACUGUGAAUGAAAUGGUCAUUAACGAAGUUGCUUCUCAGCUAUGCCGCUUCAAACCGGGUCUGUUGUUUCAUAAGAGGGAACUAUAUCAACUGGCGCUGGGCGUAGCGGAAGCAUGCUCACAAGAAAUUAAGGCGGCACAAGCAACUUAUCAGUCACAUCAAAUCCAGCAACAAACUCAAUUGUUGCACCCACCGCAACCGGAGAGCGCUGUUGUCAGUGGACAAGUUGCUAGUAGCCAGUUGGCCAUGCUUGAGUCACGAGGUUUGACCGCAAUUCAGCCAAAUCAUGUUCCAGUAAGCACAAAUGUUGUGAUGUCCCACGCUGGAGCCGCAAUUUCUACGGGUAAUGUAGUACCGAUCUCGCCAGAAGGAGGGGUUGUUCUUGCCUAUACGACCAAGGGCACUUCCAGCGAUGCGAACACUCUCGUCGGUCAGAGCCUCAAGGGUAAGCAGUCACUCGGUGUUAGCACCCUUCAGCACUACAUACCGAAUAUGGCCGUGGUUAAGCGCGACCUCACAUACAAGCUAUCGGCUUCGGAGAUGGAAGCUCUUCGACUAGCUGCAAUAAAUGCUCUGACCGAUCUCCCCACCAUUCUUGAGGUGAAGCCUAAAUCAGAUUGCACAAAUAUUGAGCGUGCCUCAUGGGAUCGGGCAACUGAGCUGGCGGCAUUGCGAACCGAAUCGACUGUUGAUACCGCCGAUCCACAUGCGGUUGCCAGCCUACUUGUUAAUGACGCCACUCGUGUUGAUUCGGUCCGUGAAAUUGCAGCUCUCUAUGGACGGAUUCCACUUCAAUCCACCAGUUCUGUUUCAUCAGCAAAUGUGAUCAGCCCUCCCUAUCCUGUGGCCUCCCAAUUAGCAACAACUGCCAGAUCUUCUCCUCUCCUUACGCCUUAUGAAACCGCGUGUAAUGAAGCUGCUGCUUAUCUGGCGGCUGGGCAACCUGCACUUCUUACCCGCAGAAGGGAACUUGCUGAAUUGGCUCGGAAGGUUGUACGUAACUGUGGUUGCCAAUUCACUCAUGCUCCCAGCUUGGAUAGAGGGUACUUUUCGGUGGACCAAGUUAUGGAACUUGAUCUUUCGGCCGCAGAACAGUUACUUCAUGAUCCACUGGAGCGUUUAGACAUAAAUGAUAGCUCCGAAUCAGAAUCAUUGGAUGGCAAAUUUUGUACUCUGUCACUAAAUAAGCUUAUAUCAUUGGAUCUCUCCUGUGAAGAACAUAACAUCCUUGACGAUGUUGUCAUCUAUGCAGUUACUGGGACAGACACGUUGAAGAAGGUUCGGAUAUUAAGGCGAGUGAUACCUCCCUGCGUCCACGGAUGUGGGCACUUGCAUGGAGUACCUUUACUACUAACUAUCGAGGUAGACCUUCCUGACUGUUCGUUUACGGGAGUAAUGCCUAUCCAUCUAAACCAGUGCAUCAAUCUGGUAGAACUUAAUCUCUCCAACAAUCGUUUGCAUGGUUUGCCUCGAUGUCUUCAUUUGCCUAAGUUAAAACGUCUGAACCUAAGCAAGAAUCCGCUCUUGGUUCGCUUCGCAAAGGAGAACGGGCCACCUCUAAUUGAACAAUUCCCCAGACUCGUUUCCGUCGAUCUGGAUCCUGAGUUGAAAGAGAUGCUAAAACCACAGUCACUAGCGUAUUUGUGUCCUCUUCUGACUUCCAUCAACGGCGAGGAAUUCAACGUUGAAGCGACUGACGAUACUAUCAAAACCGCUCAAGCUGCGAAACAAGAGCUGGCCGCUUUGGUCCAUUCAAAGUGGGAAGAUGACUUGGUGGAAUUUUUUAAGAAGAGUGUGCCGCACCGUGACCUCAUUUGCGUUAUUGAGACACUGGUUUCACACGCCGUCAAUCAGAGUCUUACUGUGGAUGAACCGUUUAAACACUGCAAGGCUGUUUUGGCACGUCAAAUUGCGGAAGAGUUCCUUGCACCGAAGGUGGUGGAUGAUGAGGAUGAGGAGGAACAUGCAGGUGACGUUCAAGUGCGGUCCGACUCUGAGUCUCACGAAACCGUAGGCAAUGAUACGGCCACAGCCACCGUGGAAGAGCCUUCAUCUGCUACUGGAGUUUCUGAAGAGGCCCCUGCAAAAGAUGAAUCAGAAUCCGCAGACCAAGUGGGGGCAGCUGCAGCGUCCACAGCUGCCGUCCCCAACACCGCCGUCACUGGCAAUAUGGAUGGUGAGAAGAAGGAGGAUCGAAAGGCCGUGGAGGCUGAACGCGAAGCCGUUGCAGCCGCACACAACAUGACUCUUUUACCUGAUGAACCUUUGGACCGGCUUUCAGGUAUUAUCGGAACUGCAAUGCAGCAUGGCAAAACUGUGGUCUAUUCCGUCAUUCGUUCUGCCGCGCGUCAGCCUAACGGUGAUCUCAUAAUUCCUGUAGUGGGUGGCAGCAUUGCCAACGGUCUUGAUUCAACAAGGCAGCCCGACGAUAGCUUGGAGCAGAGUGACUCUGAAAACAACGCUCCACAAUCUGUGGUCACGGCCAGGCAGUCGGCACAUCGUCGCAACACCGUGGGUGGAACUCGUACUAUUCCCUCAAGUGGGGCUGUUCUGGGAUCUCGCCGACCUGGUCUUAUGCUUGCUGGUCGGGGUGGUGGAGUAAAUAAGCGAGCAUCAACAGUUGCUCGCCGGCAUGAGGAGGAGUAUUCUAUGAUAGACACAUCAGCAGCUCAUGAUUACUCUGCUUAUGGCGAUUUGGAUGAACAGGAGGACGUAAUCCCACCCAAACCCGUGAAAACUCCCGGCCAUUGGCAACCUGGCAAGCGCGGCCGUCCGCCGGCAUCACAUUCCCAAAAAAGGUCUUUCAUACUCUUCAGUGUUAUGGAGCCUGUAACUUUAGAACGUCUGAGGGCUCUUGCUCAGCAAGAGGAGAAGGAAACUGCUGCUCUCCUCCAGAACGUGAAGAUCCCUCCUCCUCACGCUCCUCCUCCUGCAACUCUGCGGAUGUCAACUCGUGACUCCAACCGCAUGAAGCGUUUCUCUGCCUACGGCGCUAUCGACACUGCUGCUGCCCUUGCCGGCCAGGAAGAGGCUCUAAUGGUUGCAGCCAUCGCCCAAGAGGAUGAAGAAGCCGAGGGCCCCUUCUCAGAUGAGAGAGAAGAUGAAGCUACUAGGAGGAGUAGUGGUGGGCUAAGAAAAGGCGAGGGUGAAGUCCGUGCUGAAAUCGCUACUAUCGAUGAUUCUGAAGGUGUACUACGUUCCGAGGAAACUGAGGACGCGGCUUCUCCUGAAUUGGUACCGCCGAAGCGAGGAAGGAGACCUGGCUCGACGUUGAAGGCGAUUAGGGCCAGGUCCUCUGGUGCGUACACCCUCGCUUCCUCAACUUCAAUCGAUGCGGACGAUAUGCAUGCUUUGUCACCCAAGAAUUUCGAAGAUGAAGCAUUUAUUCGUCAGCUCAUUGACACUUCCGUCAACGCUGAUAGUGUGCCCCCUGUGCCUAGCCUUGUUCAACUUGGAGAGGUAGUGGACUACGACCCUCUGCACUUUAUUCGUUGCCAUGCGCGAGAUAAUGACCCAUUGGACUGUUCCACCAAAGUUUGGCGCUGCGCCUUUGAGCCAAAUCCCACAGAUCCGAGGAGCACAACGUCUGUGGUUGCAACUUGUGGUGGAGAGUGUGUGUGCCUCAUUGACUGUCAGACAGGAAAAGUAUUGAAGCGCUUCAAGCAUGUCGGAGAGGAGUUCUAUGCUGUUGCUUGGACCACGGUUGAAAUGGCCUCUGGUCACCCUACCAACCUCCUGGCAGCUGCAGGCAAGCUAAAAGAGAUUCGACUUCUCCACCCAGAGCAACUAGUCUGCUAUGCAGAGAUGAAGGGGCACAGAGAGGAGAUAGCUUGCAUGGUCUUUCAUCCCACCAAACCUACAAUUCUAUUUUCUGGCGUACCCUCGGCACCAGAAUACAGAACACGACACCACCUCAUAAUGCGCCUCAUCUGCCCUCGACCUCAUCUCAACCCCGUUCUAAAUCUCGUUUUUAUGCCAAGCUACGAUACUCUUUUAGCUGGCUGCGAAGACGGCGUCUUUGCAUGGGCUAUUCAAGAUUUUAGGAAGCAAAGAUUUGCAGAAGACAGAGUACCAACAAUGGAAAUCAAGAUACCAACAAACCGUGAACCUUGCUUUGAUGGUUUAGCACGUCUGUCUGAAAACCUCGUUGUGGUGAAAUGUGUGGAAGAAGGGGAAAUCUACGUAUUUGAUUUUGCCCAGGUUCUUUUGAAUCGUAAAAGAGUGGCAUCCUCCAAAAAGAUAGUAACUGCGGAGAUUUUAGGCCAAUUGCGAUGGCAGACGACAGAUGAGAUAUACAUCAACGUGACAGCUAGACCAGGUCUUGGAGCUGUUGUUUGUGGCGAUAAUGAAGGCACAAUUUGGGUUUAUGAUCUUCAAGAGCACGUUGUCAAUGAACAGAACGGCAAGAAAUUCAAGGUUAAACCCGUCAAGAUUCUCGAAUGGCCUGAAUGCAGUGUGGGAGGGAACCGAGAGGAGGAUCCUCAGGUGAAGGAAAGUAUUAACUCGGGUUUUAAGAAUCCCGUUGUCAAUGCUACGGAUAUUAGUUCCGACGGUGCAUUUCUAGUUGCGGUAACCGAUAACAAUCUCGUAUGUAUAUGGAACUUCUCGGGGUAG
Messenger RNA from Hydatigera taeniaeformis, 5994 nucleotides. NCBI's taxonomy places the organism in Eukaryota, Metazoa, Platyhelminthes, Cestoda, Cyclophyllidea, Taeniidae. The record is from the annotation of a GenBank genome assembly.